Messenger RNA from Mycotypha africana, 357 nucleotides. Its product is annotated as tubby C-terminal-like domain-containing protein. Gene Ontology annotation, biological process: protein localization to cilium. The transcript has 3 exons. Bases 1 to 357 code for a protein of 118 amino acids. Gene Ontology annotation, cellular component: cilium. Lineage: Eukaryota; Fungi; Mucoromycota; Mucoromycetes; Mucorales; Mycotyphaceae. The record is from RefSeq and is a predicted model, not a curated record.
AUGCACACAUUAACUAGGGAUGGGAAGCGACCAGAAUACAGGCCUAUUAAAGAAUCUGAGACUUUGUUGAAUAAGUAUCGCGAUGGAGGUGCUAGAGAUCUAUUAGUACUCCACAACAAGAGCCCGCAAUGGAAUGAAGAAACACAGUCAUUUGUUCUUAAUUUUAACGGCAGAGUUACUCAAGCAUCAGUCAAGAAUUUUCAAAUUGUGCACGAUAACGAUUUGGAUUAUAUCGUUAUGCAGUUCGGAAGAGUUGAGCGUGAUUUAUUCACAAUGGACUACAAAUACCCUAUGUGUUUAUUACAAGCAUUUUCAAUUGCUCUUACCUCAUUUGAUGCAAAACUUGCCUGUGAAUAA